Molecule: messenger RNA, 2155 nt
Organism: Culicoides brevitarsis
Lineage: Eukaryota; Metazoa; Arthropoda; Insecta; Diptera; Ceratopogonidae
Product: mitochondrial protein C2orf69
Exons: 9
Coding region: 238-1656 (472 amino acids)
Cellular component (GO): mitochondrion
Source: RefSeq, a predicted model, not a curated record
ACAAAACGCAGCUUCUUCGUGAUUUCGCCAAUUUUCGCUAAAAAAUCGCAGUAAUGUGACGCGAAAUCGCCAAAUUUCCCAAAAAAUUUCCAUCGACACCAACUAAAGAGACAACCUGCCCUCAGCAAGUGCGGUUUUUUAUUGUAAAAGUUGCGAAAAAGAAUCAAUCUCAAAAUUCGAACAUCUUGCAUCAAAAAUAUUGCAAAACGCAUCAAGGUGCCUGGAAGCAGCACAAUUAUGUACAGCGGCGGAGAUCCGAGUCGACCAAAUAUGACGUUACCGGGCGGGCCAAUUCGCUUGAAUGCCAUCAAAGGGUUUCCUCCGCGCACAAAUAAUGUGAUUUAUUGUCCGCCAUUGAUCAAGUCGCCGAAAGAUCAGAUUCCGGGAGCUGUUGUGUAUUUCGGGGGUGAUGUUCAGGACGUCCCGGAAAACAUGGAAGGCAAUCGAGACACAAAAAGCUACAUGAAAUACAAUCUCGAGAACACGGCUGUCUUACUGCGCGAAGCAUUUCCAAAGUCACACAUUAUCGUUGUGCAACCUUAUAGAAUGGAAUACACCACAUUUAGUUGUUUUGACAAUUUUGUGCGCGGCAACUGCGCUGGAAUACCCGAUCACACGCCAAUGCACUACGCAUUGCAACAUUUGGAGGAAUUGCUGUCAAAUAUUUCGAAGAAACUCUCAAAACUCAUGUCGGAAUCGGAAUUGAUUAGUAAAUUAACGGCAAAUGGGACGUUUAGUAGUGCGGGAAAUCAGCAGCAGCAGCAACAACAAAAUUCGCCGAAUGACCAUUCAGCAGGACUGGAAAUGGAUAUUGAUAUCUUGCAGGUUCUUGAUGUGUCAGUUGACAUGCCAUUCAGAAAGGAAGAGAAUAAUUGUUCAAAUUCGGAGGCGACGACAACCACAGCAACAACAACAAGCACAACGACGACGACGACGACAUCAGCUGAGCCAAGUUCCUUAAAUAGCACGGCAACGACGACGCCUCUGCGGAUCUCGACAGACCGAACGACGACGACGGCAACGACGCAAGGAAAUGAAAAUAAUCAAGCACAAAAUAGCGAAAUACUUUGGUGGCGUGAUACUUUAAAUUUUGACAAGUGUAAUUUAGCGUUAGUCGGGUUCAGUAAGGGGUGUGUCGUGUUAAAUCAGUUUAUCUACGAAUUCCACUAUUUGAAGACAUUAACGCCGGAUGACAGCACAAUGAUGCGCCUCGUGUCACGAAUUAAGGACAUGUAUUGGCUCGAUGGAGGUCAUGGCGGCGGCAAAAAUACCUGGAUCACGUCACGAAGUCUUCUGGAAACGUUAUGUCGAUUAAAUAUCAACAUUCAUGUCCAUGUCACACCAUAUCAAGUUCAAGACGAUCACCGACCCUGGAUCCGCAAAGAGGAAAAAUCCUUCACGGAUUUACUGAAACGCCUUGGCGCAAGUCUCACGCGUCACUUGCAUGCCUCCGACUCGAACGUUUCCAACCUGUUUACGCACUUUGAGGUUUUGCAUGGCUUCAAAAAGUACCAUUUGCAAUUGCUGGCACAGCAGCAACAUCAGCAGGCAGUUGCGGCACUCGCUGCCGCCACCGCUGUCGAAAACUACAAAAAUAAUUCGUCAUCAUCGAACAAUAGCUCGUCGUCGGGCGAGGAGAGCGAAACAGACAAGUGACACGCAAACGACGAGUUUCGACAACAACAACAACAUUCUUUUGUUAGUAUUUUCGCGUAAAAAAAAGUGUUUUUCCCCCCAAAAGUGUGCAAAAAAAUGAUGUAAAGUUUUUUUUUACAUCAAUUCAGUACAAAAAAAAUAAAUCCUCCGGUAUUAAAUUUUUUUUCUCUAAAUUUUCUAAAAAAAAAAAAAUAAUAAAAAUGCCUCUCACUAAAAAAAAUUGUUACAGGAAAAAAAUCGCUUCAAACUUGAUGACGGAAAAAUGUUACCAUAGGUACAACGGUUUCGACAAAAAACAAGAAAAUUUUAAAUUCAAUAUAUUCUCACAAACAAAAUGCACAAAAAAAUAUUUCUUUAUCACACUCAACAAAAAAAAAACGGCUAUAACAAAAAAAAAAUGCUAAAAAUAUUGAAGAAACAUAUUGCAAUAUUUUGUAUUGUUCAAAUUUAAAUUAAAAAAUAAUUAAUUAAUUAAUUAAAAUUAAAAAAAUGAAACAAA